GCAAUGUGUAUGGUAUACUGUAACAUAAUGAAAAACCAUCACCCCUCACAUCACAAUUGUCGUCUGCAGUCGCCGCCGACACUGUGAUGUCGAUCUCGCAGUUCUACAUCCUCAGCAGCCGCGGGGACUCGAUCCUCUUCAGCGACUACCGCGGCGACGUCCCUAGUGACAGCUCGGAAGUGUUCUUCCGGAAGGUCAAGUUCUGGGACAAGGGUCACGCGGCGCCGCCGUCGUUCCACGUCGACGGGGUCAACUACUUGUUCGUGAAAAAGAACGCGCUGUACUUUGUGGCCACGACCCGGUUCAACAUCUCGCCGAGUUACAUCCUCGAGUUGUUGACGCGGCUGUGUCGUGUGUUCAAGGACUACUGCGGCGUCUUGACCGAGGAAACGCUGCGCAAGAACUUUACGCUGUGCCUCGAGUUGCUAGACGAGACGUUGGACUACGGGUAUGCCCAGGACACGAGCACCGAAGGGCUGAAAGCGCAUGUCCACAACGAAGCCAUCCUCGUGGGCGAAGCGGCCAUGGCCAAGGCCGCGAACAACUCGAUGUUCAAAUCGAACGUGAAAGCGGCCGUGUCGGCGCACAAACCAGUCGCCAACGCCAAGGCGGGCGCGUCCAGCAAGGACAAGCAAGUGAACGAACUAUUUUGCGACAUCCUCGAGCGCCUCAACAUCGUGUUCUCGUCCAGUGGAGCGAUCCUGAACUCCUCCGUGGAAGGGCGCAUCCAAAUGAAGUCGUACCUCGCUGGCAACCCCGAGCUGCGCCUCGCCCUCAACGAAGACUUGAUCGUGGGCGGAAAUGCUUCCAUCAACCACUCGGGCUACGGCCAAGUCGUGCUGGACGACGCCAACUUCCACGAGUGCGUCCAGCUGGACGAGUUUGAGCGUGACCGCGUGCUUGUGUUCACGCCCCCGGACGGCGAGUUCACGGUCAUCAACUACCGCCUCACAGGCCGUGACUUCCGCGCGCCAUUCCGCGUCUUCCCUGUCGUCGACGAAAUCUCGCCGACCAAGAUUGAAGUCACCGUCAAGAUCCGCGCCGACAUGCCAGACAACAACUACGGCGCCAACGUGAUCGUUCGAUUCCCAGUUCCCCAAAACACAAUCGCUGUCUCAUGCGACGACGUGGGCAAAAAAGCCUCGGGAAACCAGCUGGCCGAAUUCCGCCAAAGUGAACACCAGGUGCGCUGGGCCAUCAAGCGAUUCCCUGGCGGCGCAGAGAUGACACUUCGAGCCAAGAUCACGCUGAGCGCGCCGAGCCCCCACGUCCGCCGCGAGAUUGGACCUGUCUCGAUGAACUUUGAAAUCCCCAUGUACAACGUGUCGACGCUUCAAGUGCGGUACCUCCGCAUCCCCGACCACGCGCGGCACCCCAACUACCAGUACAAGCGCUGGGUGCGCUACGUCACGCAGUCCAACUCGUACGUGUGUCGGAUUUAGUAUCCAUAAAAUACACAAAUAGUACAAGUAGUAGUAGUACAAGCCAAUACUAGUACUAGUAGUAAUAGUAGUUAGUGGUCUCAUAUUGGGAAAAAAAAAGGGAGAAGAGAGCG
Messenger RNA from Aphanomyces astaci, 1555 nucleotides. RefSeq lists its product as hypothetical. The transcript has a single exon. Gene Ontology annotation, cellular component: clathrin adaptor complex; cytoplasmic vesicle; trans-Golgi network. The record is from RefSeq and is a predicted model, not a curated record. Lineage: Eukaryota; Oomycota; Saprolegniomycetes; Saprolegniales; Verrucalvaceae. Gene Ontology annotation, biological process: protein targeting; Golgi to lysosome transport. The coding region runs from base 87 to 1442 and encodes 451 amino acids.